Molecule: messenger RNA, 2076 nt
Organism: Cyanidioschyzon merolae strain 10D
Lineage: Eukaryota; Rhodophyta; Bangiophyceae; Cyanidiales; Cyanidiaceae
Product: similar to transcription elongation factor TFIIS.h
Exons: 1
Coding region: 1-2076 (691 amino acids)
Biological process (GO): DNA-templated transcription
Cellular component (GO): nucleus
Source: RefSeq, a predicted model, not a curated record
AUGGCGAACCAGCGACGAGCCCGUAAAAAUCAAAGUAAAACAAAUCAAAGGAUAAACAGGGAUAACAAACACAGCAGGGAAAGCGCUGAGGAAGAGGAAACGCUCAACUGUACCUGCCAGCGUCCGUACGUAGACGGAGAGCUGGUCGUCUGCUGCGACGCCUGCACGGAGUGGUUCCAUCCGACUUGUGUCGCUCUUUCGCACGAGGAAGCUGAAGCGUUACCGGUGUUCGUGUGUCCAGGGUGUUUGGAGGAAGCGGCUGCUGCCACAGCAUCUGCAGAGAAACGCAAGCUUGCGAACAAGUUUCGCGAAGCACACCUGCGCUACGUGCAGCAGAAGCGUCAACGUCGGUACGAGCACCGGCAAUCCGUUGAGGCAGCAGCUGCUGCUGCUCUGCAAACGCACCAGAGCAGCUCGAGCAGUAGUAGCGGACUUGCAGAGGACCCGCUCGUCUCCAGAUGUGGGGUCUCAGUACCGCCCGAGCGCGUUGUUUCGGAGACAGCGUCGGCUCCGAAGAAGCGCCGCCGUCCGAGCGCAAACGAAGCAUCUCCUGCUUCUGAGCCGGGGCCGGCUCCCGAGCAGGAGUCGACGCCCGUAUCCCCGAAGAAGAAGCGGGUGAGCGGGGAUGGAAAACCUGUAGAGCCCAUACGGCAAAAGGCACGCCAAAUGCUGUAUGAAGCGCUACGUUCCCCAGUUGCCUAUGAAAUAGAAUCGGCCUUAUUUGAGCUCAUGGAUCACAAGGUUCACGAUGACUACCGUGCUCGUUUACGGAACCUCGUGGCCAACCUGCGCGACCAGCGAAACGACGAACUUCGCGAAGCCGUGAUCAGUGGCUCGAUAUCUCCGUCCACACUAUGCCAGAUGAACUCAGAGGAGCUGGCUUGCAAGGAGCUUCGCAUCAAGCGCCAAGAACAGCUAACACGUGCAGAAAAGCUCCGCGUCAUUGAGAGCGCUGAACAAGUUGGUCUCAUUUUCAAAGAGGUUCCGCCAGCGAAUGCACGUGAUUCAGAUGACCCCGAAACGAUUCACGCUCUUGAUGCAAACAUAGAUACUCGAGAAAAUUCGAGUGAAGCGCCCAAAGUGCUACCAUCCGCGGAAACUGCAGAGCAAGGCAGCGCGACCCGGACAUUGUCUCCCGAUGCGCCGCUUUCACCUGCACAGAACGACAUGAUCGCGCACGCCAAGGAUACCACUGAACCGCUGAGCGCUGCCGAUUGCCCCUCUACACAGACCGACACGACCACUGUUCACGAAACAACGUCAGCAACGACUUUGCAGGCGGAGCAGACGCAUCUCCCGCCGCGACUCCCCGCAGAUUUGGAACCCGUUCGAUGCUUUCAGGAGAACGCUUUUACGGUCUACGAGGCGGAGCCGCUGGAAGCUGCACACACACCGGACGACACGUCGACGCCCGAAUCUGAUCCAUACAUGCCCGUAACCCAGCCAGCACCAUCAUAUGCAAAGCUCGAAAGCGAAACGCCUGCAUUGCCGUCAUCCUUGCAGGUCUUCCAGUGGCACGGCAAGAUCGCCACCGGUGCUGCCCCAGCAUUUAAACCUGUUCUUUACGUGGGUCGAAACUAUCCUGCGUCCAUGAGCGAGCUCACCCGGCUCGCAGAGCUUCUGGGUGGCCACACCGUGCAACUCAACGAGAUGGCACGAAUACGUCAGCGAGACGCACUUGCCUUCAUUCGCGACGUUCGGGAGCGUUCCAGCUCCCGGCGGUUGCUUUUGUUUCACGUUGGCUUGAAUGCGAUGGAUACCGAUGCCGCGGCUCGUUGCCUCAAAGCCGUGAACGAAUUUCGGAAGCGAGAUCGUGCUUCCUUGUUGAUGCGAAAUGAUGUGCUGGAGUUGUACUUGUUGCCAGUCACGGACGACACCGCAGCCUAUGUAGACGAGGUCUGCAAUCCGGACGGAGCGCUUCUCGCUUGUGUCGUUCGUCGAGACGCGCUCGAGGCACCGCUGCGCUCCGGAAUGAAUGUCGACGCGGGAGGCGCCUCAGCAGAGGUCGCUCAACCGCCGGGCUUUGACAUCAGUCUCGCUUUGCAGAUCCUCAGUCGACAAUAUCGCCCUUCAUAA